UUGUUCGUAUCUGAAUUUGAUUUUUCCUCUUUGGGUCUGUUUCAAUAUCUGGUUUGCUGGUUUGGGUGUUGAAAUUUUGAAGGAUCAGCCAUGUCGAUCGCCUUGGAAAGGAUCGAAACAUCGGGGUUUAGUCGCGUUAUGAAGUGCGCCUGCGAUGCUUCUAGAUUCGAGUUGCCGCCGUCCGCGACGGAGGAGGAGGAAGAGGAUUGGAGGGGUUCGGGUUCGUCUUCCGCGACGACGUCGUCUUCGAUCGGGAGGAAUAGCGAUGACGAUGACGUGUCUUGCGAGGAAAACGAGGUUCAGAGCUCUUAUGAAGGUCCCUUGGAUAUGAUGAAUUCCAUCGAACAGGUUCUAGGCAUGAGAAGAAGUAUUUCGAGUUUCUACAAUGGAAAAUCCAGGUCUUAUACAAGUUUAGCAGAAGCAACCGCAGUUUCCUCCAUUAAAGACAUAGCAAAGCCUGAGAAUGCCUAUACAAGAAGAAGGAGAAAUCUGUUGGCAAUCAAUCAUAUAUGGGACAAAUGCAGGAACAAAAGACUCAUCCGACCAAUAAGUUCAAGCAAAAGCACAUUGGCACUUGCUGUUGCAAUGGGUAGUUCCGAAACCGGUAGCUUUUCUAGCACCGGUGAAGAUUCCCCAUCGAUUUCGAGCCCUCGGUUACCUCCGCUGCACCCACAAACGAGGACAGUUUCACCUUCUUCGUCGCCGCAGUUGAGUGGUCGGAAUUUCUCAAAUUGGCGGUCGUUCUCGUUGGCCGAUGUACGUGAAUAUAACUACUUUUAAGGAAAGGCAACUUGGUGAUGAUUUGUUGUAGUUAUUACACGGUGUUUUUUAUAAUUUGAUG
This is a messenger RNA of Hibiscus syriacus, 841 nucleotides long. RefSeq lists its product as uncharacterized. NCBI's taxonomy places the organism in Eukaryota, Viridiplantae, Streptophyta, Magnoliopsida, Malvales, Malvaceae. The record is from RefSeq and is a predicted model, not a curated record. The transcript is spliced from 3 exons. Bases 91 to 780 code for a protein of 229 amino acids.